Molecule: messenger RNA, 438 nt
Organism: Linnemannia hyalina
Lineage: Eukaryota; Fungi; Mortierellomycota; Mortierellomycetes; Mortierellales; Mortierellaceae
Source: the annotation of a GenBank genome assembly
AUGAGCUCCCUGCGUCUCGCCCCUUCAAGCAAAGCAUCGUCGGCCAGCUCGGCCUCGGUCCUGGACACGUCCAACUCGUACGGUCUCCACGACACCAUGCGUUUCGGUAUGCGCCAAAUCGCCUCUGAGGUUUCUUCUAAGCACCCCCUCGAGAACCGUCUCGCCGAGUGGGAGAACACACAAAUGGAGCUGAAGAUGAACAUGGCGAGGAACAUGUACGGAAUGCAUGCGCCCAUCAAGGUGGCCAUGGAACGGUCGCUCGUCGUCCAGGCCAGAGGCCCCUCCAUGCUCCCUCAGCGCUCAAAUCUUGGUUUGGAUAUCUUGGCCGGCAAGGAUGAGUCUAUCGACUUUGAGGAUUUCUUGAACGUUCCCGAGUUGUCGACGGAUAUGGUUGAUGUUCAUGUUGUCAUGGAGCGCCAGCUCGGUAUCCGCGCAUAA